AUGAUGAGUAUGAAAAACUCAUUGCCCCUCAUUGUUGGAAUCUCGUUGGCAAAUUCUCUUAUGGAAGACCCAAAAUGGAAGAAGUUAGACAAGAAUUGGAAAAGAGAAGAUGAUUUCCAGCGUUGUUGGAUUCAAAAUUCGUGGAACAUUAAAGGAUUUGCUAUGGGUAUUCUUAAAUGGCAGCCUGAUUUCAAAUUUGAAGAAGACCAGCCUGUAGUUCCUAUUUGGGUAGCGUUGCACGAUUUGCCGAUUGAAUUCUUAAACCCUCAGAUUUUAUUCUACAUUGCUACUGGGAUUAGAAAGCCUGUACAAGUUGAUACGCCGACGCUGAAUUUAACAAGGCCCUCCGUUGCUCAUUUCUGUGUCGAAGUAGAUCUUACAAAACAAAAAGGUUUUCUAGCCACUAUUAAAAUUGGGAAGAAAGGCAAGAAAUAUGAGCAGGCUUUUACUUAUGAAUAUGUCCCAUUUUAUUGCGACCAUUGCAGGAAAAUUGGCCAUAUGGAUUCUGCUUGUAGGCAGAAACAUUUUCUUGUUCUUGAGCAUGAUGGCAAGAAAUUCAAAGAUGCAAGGGAGUUAAUAGAUAAGAAGAAAGCAAAGCCAUCGCAGCCCUUGACAAAGUCGAGGCCUAGGGUUUUGCUGCAGGAGAAUGCAAACCCUAGCUCGCAGGCUGCGCUUUUGUCCUCUGAUAACCCUUCAUCAUCUGGUUUAUCCCAAAAAGAGAAGGAUGCUAUUGUAGUCGACAUUGAGAACUCUCCUCCUAAGCAGUUGGAAAAGAAUAAAGUACCCUUGGAAGAAAAUUCAGAACGGCCAAAAAAUAGUACUCAGAAGUUAGUCUCGCAGCCUGCGACUGUGGCAGCGGUGGUUGCGCCUCCAGUGGCAGCGUCGAAUAUGUUUGCAAUUCCUGAAACCAUUCAGGAAGAGGAUGGGGAAAUCAGAGACGACAGGAUGGAUUUCACAGUGUUGAAUUUGGAGCUACCAGUUCUGCAUGAAAAAGUGAAUGAAACUUUGCAGCAAGAAGGUUUUCUUGAUGAGAGCUGUUCUGAUAUGUCGCGACAAGAAGAAGAGAGUCAGGCUUUGCAGCGUCUUGAUAGUGACACUCCUCUCACCGUUGGACAGUUUCAUGAUGAUGCUGAAAUAGGAAAACAAACUGAAAGGCUUGAUGUCGUUGACGGUGAUCACGCUUGCUGGCUGGAGAAUGAUGUAGAUAGAGUUCGCGAUCAAGAAGCGACACAAGCGGAAGUUUCUGAAUCGCAAAAAGGAACUCGUAAAACGAAGGCAGAGAUGAUGGAGUUGCGAAAAGAGAUGGCCCCUCGUCGGUCAUCUAGGUUACAGUAA
Molecule: messenger RNA, 1335 nt
Organism: Oldenlandia corymbosa var. corymbosa
Lineage: Eukaryota; Viridiplantae; Streptophyta; Magnoliopsida; Gentianales; Rubiaceae
Source: the annotation of a GenBank genome assembly